CCUCAUCUUCCAAAAAGGUUAUUUCUUCCUUAAACAUAUUAAAAUAAAACGAUCAAACGGAUCUCUAAAACCUCUUUUCAUCCAACCUUCUUCCUUCCGGAGUUUUUAUUCUCAGUUUAUUAAUGUUUUGAGCUUAACCUAAACCCUAAUUCUCGUUUUCUUUUCUCACAAGAUUAUCUUGAAAUACAAAUGCUUCAAUCAAUGAAUAUAACUCCUAAAUCUCCUGAACCCGAACCCGAAACUCCAACCCGGAUCCAACCAGCCAAACCACUCUCCUUCAGCAACGGUUUCAUCAAACGCCACCACCACCACCCAAUCCCCAUCACCUACAAAGAAUGCCUCAAGAACCACGCGGCGGCGACUGGCGGUCACGCGCUAGACGGUUGCGGCGAGUUCAUGCCUUCCCCUUCUUCCACACCUUCCGAUCCAACUUCUCUCAAAUGCGCCGCCUGCGGUUGCCACCGUAACUUCCACCGCCGUGACCCUAACUCCUCCUCCCCCGCUUCCGCCGUGCCUCACCACCCUCCUCCUCCUCGCAGCCCUAACUCCUCCUCUCCGCCGCCUAUCUCAUCCUCUUACAUGCUCCUCGCUCUCUCCGGUACCAAGAAAACGGCACCGUUCUCAGAUCUCAACUUCGCCGCCAACAACCACACUCCGGGCUCUAGGAAGCGGUUCAGGACGAAGUUCAGCCAAGAACAGAAGGAGAAGAUGCACGAGUUCGCAGACCGCAUCGGGUGGAAGAUUCAGAAGCGAGACGAUGACGAGGUGCACCGUUUCUGCCGUGACGUCGGAGUUGAUAGAGGCGUGCUUAAGGUUUGGAUUCAUAAUAACAAAAACGCCGUCAACAGCCGCCGUGAUCUCUCAUUCUCCGGCGGUAUCACCGCCGUCAAGAUGGUCGAUGACGGCGUCGCGGGAGAGAAGGAUAAUAACAAAGCCGAAGAUGAUGGAAACGGUUUGGAACAAGAGUUACACCAAGGCGGUGGUGGGAGGUUUGAGAGUGAUAACGGCGAAGGUAACGGCGGAAACAUUAACGGCUCGUCGUCGACGUCGUGAAGAAGAGAAAGUGUUGUUGUUUUGCAGGGGAAGAGCAAUAAGAGAGGUUAAGCUUUUUGUUUAGCUUAGAUCAUUGAGAGUGAGUACUGCUAAUAGCAUCGUUUAAUACGUUUAAUUUAUAUUAAUUAAAACUGUUUUUUAGCUCUAUUUAUUCUGUUUCAUUUGUUUUCCGAGUUUAAAUUGAGAUACUAAUUAC
Eruca vesicaria subsp. sativa (arugula) is the source of this 1249-nucleotide messenger RNA. The record is from the annotation of a GenBank genome assembly. Lineage: Eukaryota; Viridiplantae; Streptophyta; Magnoliopsida; Brassicales; Brassicaceae.